Argentina anserina (silverweed cinquefoil) is the source of this 1098-nucleotide messenger RNA. RefSeq lists its product as uncharacterized. Gene Ontology annotation, cellular component: plastoglobule; plasma membrane. NCBI's taxonomy places the organism in Eukaryota, Viridiplantae, Streptophyta, Magnoliopsida, Rosales, Rosaceae. The record is from RefSeq and is a predicted model, not a curated record.
AUGGGUUGGGUUGGUAUUGUGAAAGACAUACGGGAGUCUAUGCUUGAAGAGGUUGAUUUUUACAAGGAGGCUGCAAAUAUUGAGUCUUUCAGGAGAUAUUUAGAAGCCAUGGGACUCACAAGGCAGGCUACAGCUCCAAGAGUGUAUCACCUAUGUAGCACAAAACGAAUUCUAACCAUGGAGAGGCUAUAUGGAGUUCCUCUUACCGACUUAAACUCUAUAAGUUCACUUGUAUCUAGUCCGGAGGCCAGUCUCAUAACUGCCCUUAAUGUGUGGUUUGGCAGUUUGCUUGCCUGUGAAAGCUUUCAUGCAGAUGUGCAUGCUGGUAAUCUGUGGUUGUUGCGUGAUGGCCGUGUCGGGUUUCUUGAUUUUGGAAUCGUAGGUCGUAUAGACCCACAAACAUGGGCUGCCAUGGAAAGCUUUUUGGCAUCAAUUGCACUGGAAGAAUAUGAAUUGAUGGCAUCUGCAUUGAUUCAAAUGGGUGCGACAGACACAAAUGUUGAUGCUAAAGCCUUCGCAAGUGACUUGGAAAAAAUGUUCUCAUCAAUGAAGGAGUUGGAUACAGAAAUAGUCAUAGCAACAGCCAGGGAGCCGGCUACAAACGCCACUGCUGUCUCCACUAAUGUAGUUGUUGAUGAGAGACAAAUGAAUGCACUUUUUCUUGAUGUGAUUCGUGUUAGUGAAUCAUAUGGAUUGAAGUUUCCGAGAGAGUUUGCACUUCUCUUGAAGCAACUUUUGUAUUUUGAUCGGUACACCCGUUUGUUGGCCCCAAACUUGAAUAUGCUCCAGGACCAAAGGAUUUCAAUUGCUUCAAACCGAAGAAGCAACUACAGAGACAAUUUCAGGUGAAUCUAGCAGAGUAGAGAUGUGUAAGUUCUGUAUAUAUAAAUAAGGUAACUGAUUUGUAUGAAGCAAAGCAUGGCACGGGUUUUGGUAUGGACUUGGCGUGUGAUGCUUUGCUUCACCAAUUGAUUACCAGACAUCAGUGAAAUGUAUAUUACAGGAUUUUAAAAGCGACAUAUGUAAUCCCCCAGCUGGAAACGUUCAUAGUAACAAAUCCUCAUACGCGGGAUGUUGGUACGAAAAAUAGCUAGUCAC